AUGUCAAAUGCCCUUAUGAGAGGAAUAGCUUCAGCUGGACAUAAUGUUACUAUUAUUACUCCAUAUGAAGACAAUAGACCUAUUAGAAAUGGUUCCUAUAGAACAAUAGUUUUAGAUGGUUUUGCAGACAAUUAUCAAAAUGACAUGAAAACACUAAAUCUGUUUGAACUUCAUGAUUUUAACGAUUUCACACAAGAAGCCAUAUUUCAAGACUAUAUGUACAGCAAAAGUGAACUCUUAGUGAAAAUGCCAAGCGUUCAACAAUUAAUAAAGUCUCAAGAAACUUUUGAUGCUGUGAUUAUUGAACAAUUUUCAAAUGACGGUCUGAAAGUAUUUGCUCACAUUUUCAAUGCUCAUCUCAUAGUUUUUUGUCCAAUUGGUGCAAAUAAUUUUGUGAAUAGAUUAGUUGGAAAUCCAACAAUGGUUUCGUAUAAUCCUCAGAUUGUAAGUACGUUUUCCAGACCGAUGAAAUUCAGGGAUAGAAUUCACAAUACACUUUUGUAUACUUAUGAAGAAAUUAUGAAUUAUUUUGUAUUUUUACCCAGACACGAACGUUUUAUUCGGGAACAUUUUCCUGGAGCGCCAAAUAUAUAUGAUAUAAGUACUAAUGUAUCUUUAGUAUUAUUAAAUUCUCAUGAAAGUAUUUGGCAAUCGGUACCACUAGUACCAAAUGCUGUACCUAUUGGAGGAUUUCAUAUAUCCCCUCCUAAACAAUUACCAAAAGAAAUUCAAGAAUUUUUGAAUAGCGCUAAAGAUGGAGUUAUUUUCUUUACUUUUGGUACUAAUUUGAAAUUUUCUGAUAUACCAGAGAGUAAGCAGAUAAUUUUUAUUAAUGCUUUUGGCAAACUCAAACAAAAAGUAUUAUGGAAAUUAGAUAAAGAUAUUAUUCAUGAGCUUCCAGAGAAUGUAAAAGUUGCUAAAUGGUUUCCUCAAAGCGACAUUUUAGCUCAUCCUAAUAUCAAGCUCUUUAUUUCUCAUGGAGGACUUUUGAGUAUGACAGAAACAAUUUACAACGGAGUUCCUAGUUUAGUGAUCCCUGUUUUUGCGGACCAAGCCACAAAUGCCAACCAUGCUGUCAAAGAAGGAUAUGGUCUGUCUAUAAACUACCAUGAUCCUAAUUUUACUGAAGAAUUAUUAACAGCCACAGUGCAGGAACUUCUACAAAAUCCAAAGUAA
Psylliodes chrysocephalus is the source of this 1176-nucleotide messenger RNA. The record is from the annotation of a GenBank genome assembly. Lineage: Eukaryota; Metazoa; Arthropoda; Insecta; Coleoptera; Chrysomelidae.